Molecule: messenger RNA, 177 nt
Organism: Laccaria bicolor S238N-H82
Lineage: Eukaryota; Fungi; Basidiomycota; Agaricomycetes; Agaricales; Hydnangiaceae
Exons: 3
Coding region: 19-177 (52 amino acids)
Source: RefSeq, a predicted model, not a curated record
AUCCGAACCUCAGAAAAAAUGCAGUUCAAACCACUGAUUGCCGUCAUCCUCUUCUUCGUCGCUCAAAGCAUUGCCGCUCCAAAUCCCACCAAGGAGACGUAUGGAAGUUCUAGCCCAGAGGAAUACGUUUGUACAUCUGAUUUGCAAUGUAAAAUUUUGUCUCUUUACCGUGAUUGA